This is a messenger RNA of Branchiostoma belcheri (Belcher's lancelet), 1252 nucleotides long. RefSeq names its product DNA-binding protein inhibitor ID-2-like. Lineage: Eukaryota; Metazoa; Chordata; Leptocardii; Amphioxiformes; Branchiostomatidae. The coding region runs from base 387 to 839 and encodes 150 amino acids. The record is from RefSeq and is a predicted model, not a curated record. Gene Ontology annotation, biological process: cell differentiation; circadian regulation of gene expression; negative regulation of transcription by RNA polymerase II. Gene Ontology annotation, cellular component: cytoplasm; nucleus. Gene Ontology annotation, molecular function: protein dimerization activity; transcription regulator activity. The transcript has 3 exons.
CGGCUAUCGGGAGGCACCGGUUCUCAACAUGCAGUGCCCCACAUGGUGGCGACGGGGCGCCCCAGGGUGGAGCAGUUCAACACGACGUGUUACUUCUCGCCUUCUGAUUGGUCAGAGCGCUGACAUUAGUGUCAAAAUAACAAUGGUGUCGGUGAUUGCCCCGUGCCCAUUGGUUAGGUCGGGUGAAGGGGCGUGGCCUAAUUGUGUCCACAGCUGGGAAAGCCGCUGUUUGUUUGGUUCAGAUAUAAACCUUCGACAUCAUCAGAGCCACAGGCAUUCCUAGAGAAACAUUCUCAGCGCGUGUACCGUGAAGGAUACCUACCAGCGAUCGCACACGGAUUUUAUCGUCGAGAGAAGUCGCAGCAGUUAUUUUCUACGGUUCCGAGAUGAAGCCGCAAAGCCCGAUGUCUGCGCUGCCAGCCAGCGAAGCCGCCCUUCGGAAGCUUCACGACCCCAUCCCGAUGAAGGCGCUAAAGACGGCCCUUCCCAGCUCGUCCGGCUUACAGUCGCUGUACAACAUGGACAUGAACGACUGUUACUCUAAGUUGAGGGAACUCGUGCCGACAAUUCCUAGCAACAAGAAGAUCUCGAGAAUAGAGAUCCUCCAGCAUGUAAUAGACUAUAUCCAGGACUUGCAGACGGCGUUGGAUGGACAUCCGGGAGUGCAAGCCUUGUCGCUGUCUGUAGCAGGGAUGCCGGAGACGAGCCCGACCGGCCGGGAUAGAAAACCCCUCGGCGCCCUCGCACUCACACAAGACGGCAACAACAGACAAACACACACACAGGCACUGCUGUCAGAUAAGCCAGAGACAGUUCUACCCACCACAAGAGUGUGCUAGCCCUAGAGAGAGAAGUCAUCCUUUGAAUCAGGUGAGAAACCGUAGCGGUGUGCCAGAAAUGUCAUCCCCUGUCAGCCUGUGUUGCCCACCCCUCUGCAAGGAGCGAAGCGAUGGAACCAACCAACGCUCUCCUCAUCCCUGCCUCCAUCAUUGAGAAUGCAGCACUGGCUAGCCAGACAUUGUGCAAAGACUCAAAGUGUUGUUGAAACCAAAGGACACACUGACUGUUGUAGAACCUGAUAACGACACCAGGUGUUUUACCUGUCUGCAGUUGUAAUUGCUGCAUUGUUAAUACUGACCAUAAGGACAGACUAUUUUCCCAGCAUCGUUAAAACCGAUAUUCUGUACUGUGUGAAUGGGUAUAUAAAGUUAUUAAACAGUGGUGCAGUAUAUGUCAUUCUAGCACAGUCAGA